AUGAGAGUUAAGAAGCCUAAGUCAAAGAGAAUGUCCACCCGGUUGCGGGAAGGAUUGAAGAAGAAGGUCAAUGCUCAUCACCGUAAGGAAAGAAAGUUAUCCAAGAAAGAUGUCACAUGGAAGAGUAAGCACAAGAAGGACCCAGGUAUUCCAGCUAGUUUCCCCUACAAAGACAAGAUCAUUCAAGAGUUAGAGGUCAACAGAAGGGCUGAACAGGAGAAGCGCGAGCAGCUUAAGUUACAGCGUAAGCAAGAACGUGAAGCCAGAGGCGAAGACAUGGACAUGGAUGAUGAUGAAGACGAAGAUGAAGACGAUGGAUCCAACGGAAUGGCUGCUUUAUUGGAGUCAGCACAACAAGCAGCUAAAGAAUAUGAAGGCGAAGAUAAUGACGAUGACGAAGACGAAGGGUCGAUGUCUGUGGUUGAAUACGACUUGAGUGAUGUGGAAGAUGACAACGACGACGAACUCAAUGAGUUAAGCAUUGAGUUGGAGAAGUCAAGAAAGGCGUACGAUAAGAUCUUUAAGACCGUGGUAGAAGCCUCGGAUGUUGUAUUGUAUGUUUUAGAUGCCAGAGACCCUGAAGCCACCAGAUCAAGAAAGGUGGAACAGGCUGUGUUACAAUCAGCAGGCAAGAGAUUGAUUUUGGUAUUGAAUAAAGUUGAUUUGAUUCCAACAGAUGUAUUGAACCAAUGGCUUAAUGUGUUGAAGCUGUCGUUCCCUACUAUUCCUAUUAAGGCAUCACCUGGCGCCACCAAUAGCUCAUCAUUCAAUAAGAACUUACUGAACCAAAUGACUGCCAAUACGUUGUUACAAGCCUUAAAAUCAUAUUCUGCCAAAUCAAAUUUGAAACGGUCCAUCGUUGUGGGUGUUAUAGGGUACCCUAACGUUGGUAAGUCAUCCAUCAUUAAUGCAUUAACUAAUAGACAUGGGAACUCCUCCAGAGUCGCUUGUCCCGUUGGGAACCAAGCUGGAGUCACUACAUCGUUAAGAGAAGUCAAGAUCGACUCUAAGUUAAAGAUCCUCGACUCUCCAGGUAUAGUGUUCCCCGAAGAGUUUAUCAAUUCCAAAAAGUUAUCUAGUGCUCAACAAGCUGCUAAGUUGGUGUUAUUAUCAGCUAUUCCUCCUAAACAAGUCAUUGACCCCGUCCCAGCUGUCACUCUUCUUUUACGUAAGUUUGCUAAGGACCCAAGAAUGGCCGACGGCUUAAAGGAAUACUAUAGACUUCCUCCGAUUCCCUCUGGUAAUUUGGACGACUUCUGUAAACAAUUGUUGAUCCAUGUUGCCAGACAUAAAGGUAGAUUAGGCCGUGGCGGUAUUCCUAAUCUUGAAUCUGCAGCCAUGGCCAUCAUUACCGAUUGGAGAGAUGGUCGUUUGAUUGGGUGGACAUUACCUAAGGCUUCCAAGGCUACUGAUGGAGAUGUUCCUGAGAACAUUGAUGGGCCAAAGAGUUCCUUGAGAGGAGAAAAGGAACCCCCAAAACAGGCACAGAUUACCGUAGUAACUGAAUGGGCUAAAGAAUUUGAUUUAGAUGGCUUGUUAGGUGAUAACUUUGGACUUAAUUAG
Molecule: messenger RNA, 1563 nt
Organism: Lizanozyma spartinae
Lineage: Eukaryota; Fungi; Ascomycota; Pichiomycetes; Serinales; Debaryomycetaceae
Product: RNA-binding GTPase
Exons: 1
Coding region: 1-1563 (520 amino acids)
Cellular component (GO): nucleolus
Molecular function (GO): GTP binding
Source: RefSeq, a predicted model, not a curated record